Messenger RNA from Mauremys mutica (yellowpond turtle), 1488 nucleotides. RefSeq names its product cysteine rich hydrophobic domain 1 (gene CHIC1). NCBI's taxonomy places the organism in Eukaryota, Metazoa, Chordata, Testudines, Geoemydidae. The record is from RefSeq and is a predicted model, not a curated record. The coding region runs from base 2 to 538 and encodes 178 amino acids. The transcript has 6 exons.
GAUGAGCGUACUGCUCCCCAAUAUGGCAGACUUCGACACUAUCUAUGAGCUGGAGGAGGAGGAGGAGGAGUCCGAGCCGGUGGUGAGGAGCCAGGAGCUGCCCCGGCCCCGAGACGCGCCAGACCCCGUGGCGGUGCGGGGCGCCGGGCACAUCACCGUGUUUGGCUUGAGCAACAAGUUUGACACAGAAUUUCCCUCUGUCCUGACAGGAAAGGUUGCUCCAGAAGAAUUUAAGACGAGUAUCAGCCGUGUGAAUGCGUGUUUAAAGAAGAAUCUCCCUGUCAACGUAAAAUGGCUGCUUUGUGGCUGUCUGUGUUGCUGCUGCACCCUGGGUUGCAGCCUGUGGCCUGUUAUCUGUCUUAAUAAAAGAACUAGAAGAUCAAUUCAGAAGUUGCUAGAAUGGGAAAAUAACAGACUAUAUCAUAAGCUUGGUUUGCACUGGAAGCUGAGUAAAAGGAAAUGUGAAACUAGCAAUAUGAUGGAAUAUGUAAUACUAAUAGAAUUCUUACCAAAAUAUCCCAUAUUUCGACCUGACUGAGGAGCAGUAUUCAGUCUUUCAUGUUACCUGCCAUUUCCUACUCUUAGUGCCUUGUAGCUGAUUUUGAAAAGAAGAUGGUCUACUUUGCAGUGACUUAAAAAUGUUAUUUGGUAGAAUAUCUUCCUUGCUAUGUUAUUUUCUUUUGUUUAAGAAGAAAACAAUUUGCACAAUUUUUAUGUUAAAUGAGGCUUCUAUGUUGCACUCUGAAUUUUUAACAUUAACAAUAACAGAUAUAGUUGCCACUAAGGAUCUAACAUCAGUGCUGCUUAAAACUUGUUCUGAGCAUGCUGCCUUAUUAAUUUCCAUACUCACUGUUUCCCACAUGUACAUCCUAACUCUGUAUUAUAUUGUAUUUCAUUCUAAAAUCACAUUUCUAUAAAUCCUCAAUAGAAACAUCCAAGUAAGCUUCCAGUAGUUAGCAAUGAGUUUACUAUAACUUGCUUGCAUAGGACUUGCAAUUAACAGCACUGGUUUUGUCCCGCACUUUGCAAAAUCAUCACUUACAUUAGAGGGUUAAUUAUUUUACCCACUGUGGAUUUGUAAAUAGUGCCUCGUUGCAUAAUGUAAAGUGUGGUAUGUCAAGGUUUACAGAAUGUAAUAUAGCUCUGAUUGUAUUGCCAACAGUUCUACGUAGAUUUAUUAAUGACAUUUAUUAGCACCCUGAUUGUAUGGACCCAUUCAUAUGCCAUAUUUAUGGUAAAGCCAUAAUGAGUUUGUACAUACUAUCAGAUGUAGGGCUCAGAUGCACUUUGUUAGUAAAUGGAUGAAAAAUGCACAGCAUUUCUGUGUUUCUUCAGAGAGUUUUCAGGUGUCUUGGUUAGUACCUGAAAUAAGGAAUCUUAAGUAUUCUCAACUUUUGGAAAAAUUGUAUUUGUGGAGUAGACUUCAACUAAUAUAUAAUCAGACUAUCCUAAAAGCCUAUUUUUAAGACACAAAUAUAUGGAAGUCAG